UUUGUGGAUUGAAAGCGAGUUGUUUUGGAAGGUAAAGCGUAAACGUGCGGUCGAUUUGCUUCAGUGAUUCGGUUCGAAGUGCCGGUACAUACUGCUUUUUUGGCGUUGUUUAUACUAUAGUUUGUUGACAGUUAGGUGCGUGGCCAAUUCCAAUUUGCGUUAGGUAAUUGGCUGAGUUCGAAUAAAGCCAGCAAAAAUCGUCAAACUUGUCCGUCCGAUCGGAUUGAAUUGCGACGGUGCGGCGAUCGCAGUGCACCGGUCUUGAUGAAUCGUGAUCAAAAGUGCUGUAAACAAAACGGAUGGUAUACUUGAGCGAGGGAAUGGCAAAGAAGAAAUUAAAAAAUACCUAGAGAAAGGAGUGAGUGAAGCAAACAAGAAACGAAAGCCAAAUACUGUGUGGCUGACGAUCAUUUGUGUGUGCUGGCACGUGAAGGAAAAAGGGGUCCGAGCAGAGGGGAGAGCCGCAGUGGGAAACAAACAAGAAGAGGUUUCAGUUGGUGGUCGCGUACGGAUGGACGGACCUACGGACGAACGGAACACUGAAGGCGGCACUCCGAUGCACAUGGUCAGUCGGUUGCUGAUUUAUGGUAUUUAAUUACCGCGCGUAGAGAACUGGAAUCUCAUGAAACGUGACGUCGAGCUCCGUUGCUGGAAGAAAAAAAAAGUUUGUGCGGAUAAAGCGAGAGAAAAAAAUGUGCCUCUUCCCAUAUUAAGAGGACGGUUAAGAAAGCAAACGCAAGUUGGAAAAUCAAGAAGCGUGCAGAGUGUUAGUAAUAAAAAACGAUCAACAAGUGCUUUAUGGUGAAAGAAAUUCUGAUAUGUUCGAUACAAGUGCGUUGGAAAAGGGCUAAAAAAAUAAAGAAAGGUGCGCAAAGUGAAUUGUUGUGGCUAAUGAGAGCGAGCGAGGAGCGAUAGUGGUGUGGAAAGUGUAAAACGAGACCUUCAGGUUUAGUUAGUUACAAGUAGGUUGAGCGCGGUCAAGUUCGAGAAAGUCAGGCACGCGGAAAAGCGCACAAAGGCAGAGGAAAAAAGUAACAAAGUACGAUGAAAGAGAAAAGGCUGCACUUGUUUGUGGUCAGUGCAUUGCCAAAAAUGUCUGUCCCACUUUUGACCGGCAGCACCUUGCUGCUGGUGAUGCUUUUGAGCGUCUCGGUUGGUGCCGCUCAACGGCAGCCGGUUUACAUCAACAAGUGCUGCCGGGUUGGCGAAUAUUAUGACGACUCUCAGCAGCUGUGCGUGGUUGGUGGCAUCCAGAAGUGGGUACCGAAGGUGUUUUUGCCGGCAAGAAACCAAAUUUAUACCGACAUCGGCAACGCUCCGGUGCACAUGAAAUUCCUGGAGAACAAACGACCCGAAGGUUGUAAAGUCAGUGCCUACACGACGGACCAGAUUCUACUGAUGGGUAACGGGUCGCUGUUUCUCAGUCAGAAGCAUGCCCUAGUUUCCUCGCCCGAGUAUUGUGUCGAUGAGAAAGUGGCUUUAGUGUGCGCUCGUGACAAUGGAAUGGAUUCGCUGCAGGCACCGGAAAAAACCAGUACCGUAUGGCGGUGCUGUGGACCGUCCUUCGCUUACGACCGGGAAAACCAAACAUGCGUUAAGCUGAACCAGUCGCACGUCAGCUACGGCUCGAAGAUUGUCUCGUCAGCGCACGUGGACCUGAGCUUCCGGUUUCCGGACUGCAAAGAGCACGCCAUCGCCGGCAUCUUUAAGCCGGAUAAUCUCCAGGAAGACACCGGUUCGGUUACGAUUGACUCGGGCAAGAUUUUCGCUUCCCACGAGUACUGCCUGGAGCAAGCGCUGGACGGCAAGAUGGUGUAUGUGUUUUCCUGCGUGGAGCAUCUGCAGCCGGACUCGGUGCCGAUUAAGAAUCAGGAUGUACGGUUCGCCCUGUACUCGGCCGGUUUGCUGAUAUCGGUUAUCUUCUUGGCGGCCACGUUGGCCACCGGUUACCUGGUGACUUCGCAGCAUCACGUCCUGCACUGGCGCUGCCAGACGCACUACGUAACAUGUUUGCUGAUCGGCGAUCUGUUUCUGGCCAUCGUUCAGCUGUCCGGAAAUUCGAUCACUGGUCCAGCCUGCACAAUGAUAGCGAUUAUGAUGCACUUCUUCUUCCUGGCGGCGUUCUUCUGGCUAAACACGAUGUGUUUCAACAUCUGGUGGACUUUCCGUGAUUUACGCCCGACGUCCCUGGAGAAGAGCCAGGAAAUUUGUCGUCUGCGGAUUUACGAGGUGUACGCCUGGGGCGUGCCACUGGUGAUUGCUGGCGUGGCAGCGAUCCUGGACAGUCUCCCGGACACCGUCUAUCUGCGGCCUAGGUUUGGCGAACGAACCUGCUGGUUCUAUGGUGAUAUGGAAAUUCUGACCUACUUCUUCGGACCGGUUGGUAUUCUGCUGUGCAUCAACCUGCUGCUGUUCGCGUCGACUGCCCGUCAGCUGACCUGCGGUCUCUGGAAACGGGACGACGUCAAAUCCACUACCGAACGUCCAGCGAAAAAAUACCGCGGUCUGGUUUCUUCUCCCUCUUACAGUGCCGCCCUCGGUCGAGUCUGCAUGAAGCUGGUGGUGGUGAUGGGCGUCACCUGGGUCGCCGACGUGGCCUCCUGGGUGUUUGGCGGUCCCGAUUACAUCUGGCUGGUGACGGAUCUGAUCAACGCACUGCAAGGGGUCUUCAUUUUCAUUGUCGUCGGCUGUCAACCGCAGGUCUGGUCCGCGAUGAAGCGCCUGUGGAACUCGAAAACCGGCCGCAGCCUCACCAACACCACCCACGGGCCGCAGCACUCCAGCUCCUCGCACGGGCUGCCCUCGAUGGGUGAGUCCGUUACGAACAACACCUGCACGAACAAUACGACCACGACGACCAACUCCCAGAACCGGGUGCCCAUGGAAACGGUCUGCUAGAUUGGAUUGGAUUGUUUCGGACGAUCGCAGCAAACAACGACUAGCAGCCUGGAUGAGCAAAAAAAAUGUACUGCAAGGAUGGGAAGGAUUUGAACUGCACUAACCCUAAACUACAACAACAAAAAGAGGAUACCUAAGAUGUUUUUUUCUCCUUCUUUCUCUUCUGCUUCCUCUCCCGUGGUCCCGUGGGUUCGUCCUUCGGACGAACGCCAGGACUUGCUGACUGUAGGCUAUAGAAGGCUUUUUUCGAGAAAUUUAGAACGCAUUUACAGCAAAACUGCCACCACAUGAGUAUACAAUUCUAGAAAUGUAAGUAAGUACGUAAGUAAGUUGGUAACAGAGCAGAAAAAUGGCUACGCUAGGUAUUGUUUAAUCCACCCAGCAGAACUAGGAGGAGAUACUUUUCUUUUGACAAAUAACCAUUGUUGUUGCCUUUGAACAAAGAGAGAAAAAAAGCGAAACAAAACAAACGUUAAGCUAAAGUGAUUUAAGUUUAUGUAAAUAUUUAGUUGCCCUUGCUGAGUAAACAAAAACAAAAAACUUGCUUUUUUCUGUAUAUUUUGUAACUUAACUCUACUGUUUUCUGUGCUCGGGAAAACGAACAACAAAGUUUCGAAAGCCACAGAAAAAUUAGUUGAAAUAUAAUUUUAUUGUUUUGUUUGGUUCGGUAAGAUGUUGAACUUUUAACUAGUAAGCCACACCAUGUGUACACGUUUCAUUUUAAUUCAUCGCUAACUUCCUGUAAAUAUUGUAAUAUUUAUUCCCUAUGUUUCAAUUUGAGCGUAAGCCGCAAAGGCAACUGAACAAUUACAUUUAUAAUAAUAAUAAUAAUAUAGGCUAGCGCAAAAUACGUCCACUUAGCCGAAGCAAAACAAACUAACACGCAUAGACGGUAGACUGUCCAUAAACCGGUAGUUUACAGAUUUGUAUUUGCCAGCCCCUUUUUCGGGUGGCGCAGUUUGUAGUUCGAAACCUUUGAAACUAGAAAACAAUAAAGAUUUUGACGUGUUUUGGAGACCUUUUAAUCAGCAGUUAGUUCGAUUUUUUAGAUGUUUUACUCAGUAUAUUGUCGAAAUAUCUAACACAGUAUAUAGCGUAACUAAGAUAAAUACGGUAGAUCGCAGCAGGCGUUGUUGAAACAGUCCCACCGCACUCCGGUGAUAACUCUUGCACAACAAUCAGAGUCACAUUUAAUCCUCGUAACCGGUAAGAGGACACACAGAGUCAGAGGCAAAGUCUGUCGUAAACUGUAACUAAACACCACUUCCGAUUGCUAGUCUGAGCAAACAACACUCUAUUAGUAUGGUAAAUAUUACAAGCAGCUACCUACCUAUCACACUUUUCAUCUUGUUACUUCAUUACCAAUCAAAGAUCAAUCAGUAGAUCCAACUUCAUCAUUAAAACAAAUAUCAAAUUCAAUCACAAUUAAGCAGUUCAAACAGUUUGAUAAACGAUAGUGGAAAUUGUUCGCCAACCUACCGUACUCUAUAUUCGAACGAACGAACUAAAAAACAAGAAUUGGCAUACAAAUAACAGUAUUGGAAAAUUUAGCGCAACGUAUAGCGAAACUAAAUUUUCGCAUCGAUUACAAAGUAGAUAUUUAAUGAAACUCUCCUUUUAGAAUAUCGCGUAUAUUUAAACACAAACACACAACAUAUAUAUUUAAAGCUUCGCUAUCAAAGAACAAAAGCGGGAAAAGUGGAAGCCAAAAUUUCCAGCUAAUAAUAACACAUUUGUGAUUCUCUGUGAAUACUAACUGGUAAGACUACUAACAACAACCGCUAGUAGUAAGCAAGCAAGCAAGCAAAAACACAAGCGAAAGGAAUGCGCUAUGACUAACAUUUACUAGCUACUGUUUGGUGAAACAGUACAGCAACGAAGCUAAUAAUGAUAAUAACAAACAGUGCUUAGUGUAAGGCAGUAUAGACCAAAACCCUAGACGAAAACGAAGAAAAAACAAACGUUCUCGAAAAAAGUGAAGAAUAAAAUUAAAACACAAGUGAACGAUAAUAAACGAUUAACUUUCAUCAACUGUAAAAUAAACUAAUA
Messenger RNA from Sabethes cyaneus, 4947 nucleotides. It is a transcript of the gene mthl1, whose product is annotated as probable G-protein coupled receptor Mth-like 1. The record is from RefSeq and is a predicted model, not a curated record. Gene Ontology annotation, molecular function: G protein-coupled receptor activity. Bases 1045 to 2898 code for a protein of 617 amino acids. Gene Ontology annotation, biological process: cell surface receptor signaling pathway; G protein-coupled receptor signaling pathway. Gene Ontology annotation, cellular component: membrane. The transcript is spliced from 9 exons. NCBI's taxonomy places the organism in Eukaryota, Metazoa, Arthropoda, Insecta, Diptera, Culicidae.